Messenger RNA from Haplochromis burtoni (Burton's mouthbrooder), 1562 nucleotides. RefSeq names its product motile sperm domain containing 1 (gene mospd1). Bases 260 to 907 code for a protein of 215 amino acids. Gene Ontology annotation, cellular component: cytoplasm. Lineage: Eukaryota; Metazoa; Chordata; Actinopteri; Cichliformes; Cichlidae. The record is from RefSeq and is a predicted model, not a curated record. The transcript has 6 exons.
CCGCGAGGUCUGCAGUACAAUUAUUCACAAAGAAAAAAAGGCUUGAGGAGCAACAACAACAGGGUGGGAGCAGAAGCACAGAUCUCGUUUACAGCUCCAACGUUUCACGAACCCGUGUGCUGACAACAAGUAUCAUGUCAUGGCCCUAAGGAGCUGAGAGUGGGAAGUGCUGUUCACCUGAAGGGAGCUCACAAAGCUUGAGAGUUGCUAGAGAAGAGUUGGCGGGGCCUGGGCAGAGGGUAGAGCUCAGCGGGAGCCAAUGCAGCAGCAGCAGCAUCGACCGCCAGAGCUGGUGGGAGGAAGCCUUCCCGUGUUCGUGUUCCCCAAUGAGCUCGUCUUCUAUGCCGAUGAUCAGUCGUCUCACAAACAGGUGCUCACGCUCUACAAUCCCUAUGAGUUCGCCCUCAAGUUUAAAGUGCUGUGCACAGCGCCAAACAAGUACACCGUGGUGGAUGCAACUGGAGCCGUCAAGCCCCAGUGUUGCGUUGAUAUAGUAAUCCGACACCGAGAUGUGCGCGCGUGCCAUUAUGGGGUCUACGACAAGUUCCGGCUGCAGGUGUCAGAGCAGAGUCAGCGGAAAGCUCUGGGCCGCAAAGAGGUGACGGCCACUCUCCGUCCCUCUGCCUCACAGGACCCGCCUAGCCCCCGGCCCCAAGAUGAGGAACGCCGAAUUGCUGACAGCGAGUUUUUUGAACAGACUGCAUUCCAGACAGAGAGCCGUCCUGUUGCUGGAGGACCCAGUCUGUUGACAGUACUGCUUGGGCUGGUGUGUAUGGCCGCCCUGAUGCUCCCGACACUGGGGGAGCAAGAAUCUACUGUGCCUGUCUACCUCCACUUAAGUGUUAACAAGAAACUUGUAGCUGCUUAUGUUCUCGGGCUUCUUACAAUGGUCAUUCUACGCACAUGAAGUGCCGUGAGCCGAAAGGAGGGAAGAAAAGAAACAGAAACAUGAAGAGAAUGUUCUCCCACCAGAGGCACUACUAUGAGUAAAAAAAAAAGUAGAGCUGACAGCAGGGGAACAGGGGUACUUAUUCGAUUACCUCAUCCUCUGAAAAAUACAUUUUAGCAUACUUGUUUUCAAAUCUACACAUUUGUGUUAAUACAUACACGGAACUAAAGUGACGUAAAUGGGAAGAGCUGUCGUGUGUAAGGUCAGAGUGAGGGGAGCUGUCCCUGAGAUAAAGGGCCUGUGAAGAAGCGUGAGGCCAUUUGCUGUUGUUUGGCCUCACAUAUUGUCUGUAACUCUGUUGCCAUUAUGUGAAAGAAAGUGGUCAUUUCAGUGUGAAGGAAUCAACAUGCAAACGCGGUACUUGUAUAUAAAGCCAUUAAAGUUUUGUUACCUGUUACCAUUAUUAAAUUGAUGUUUUUUUAAAGCUUUUUAGAGUAGACUGAAGACUAAAUGCCGUUCCUUGCAUGUGUGGAUACUUUGUAUGAGUGGGCUUUAAGUUUGUUAGCAGUAAGAUACUUCUACCUAUCACCAAAGGAGGGAUCUCCUCUUGAAAGAAGAAUGGUUCGCUUGCCAUGCUUUAUCAAAUGUUUAAUAAAGUCUCAAUACAGCUGUA